Messenger RNA from Fomitopsis serialis, 358 nucleotides. RefSeq lists its product as uncharacterized. The transcript has 2 exons. The coding region runs from base 26 to 292 and encodes 88 amino acids. The record is from RefSeq and is a predicted model, not a curated record. Lineage: Eukaryota; Fungi; Basidiomycota; Agaricomycetes; Polyporales; Fomitopsidaceae.
UUUCCUCAAAUUGAGCAACCCCGGUAUGCAUGACAUCUCUGAUCUGACCACCGUAGUUGACGAGUGCGGUCACAGUGUAUUCAAAGGGAACGUGGCGACGGCCUGUAUGAUGGUGGCCCUGAUUUGCACAGCACUCACCAUGCUUGCCUUGUCGCGUCGCGAUGCGCGGAGGAAAGCUCACGAGGUUCAGCUUGAAGAACCCACGAGCGAUCGUGCGUCCUCCGAUGAUCUCAAAAUCGGCAAGGAUGACGUCAUUGCGUCGGGUGUAGUAGCUGAGGGACUCAGAGGCUGAGUAGAAAUGAUCGCUGGUAGCACCGUAACCUCUCGUACUCGUGAGGCAUCGCACCGAGCCAAAGGG